GCCCCCUGCUGGCCGUCAAUGGCCGCUGUAAAACCUGUGUGGAACUACGAGCUCGCUCGCCGGUUGACUGUUACAGCGGCGGGCGACCGCCCCGUACGUACUGCUGCUCCACUAGCCUAUCGACAGGCUCGAGUCAGAGAUCUGGUCUCACUCCCCUAGUCCCCUCCCAUCGCAAGCUCGCUCGGCAGGCACAGAAACGGUAGAGAUAGAUGGGCUACAUCUCACUGACGAGAGAUCUGGAAAUCUAGAGCCAAGAAAAGGAGAGAAGAGACGUCCCCUCUCCUGGAAAUUGUGCCUACGUGCUCAUAGGCCGUAGCCACACUGUCGUCGUCCGUCGUCUGUCCUGCUGAGUGCUGCCGCUCCUGCUUCCAGUCCAGCAGCAGCAGCUUCCUUCCCCAUGCCGUCUUCCCCGCUUCCUCUUUGACCCCCCCUUCGCGGCCUCGUCGCCAGUUCCCCACAGUCGCCUUCGCGCACAUACACGGGCGCGCACGCAGUAGCAAGCUAGAUUCGAGCUAUUCAGCUAUAAGUAGUCAUCUCCUCGUCGUCUUCUUCACUUCUCUAGCCAGCGCGCGCGCCAAUGACUCGACGACAAGGUCGGCAGGCUUGAGUGAGCAGCAGCCAGUGAACUGCAGCAAGAUCGAAGCCAUGAGACUAGCAGCCGCGCUACUUGUGAUCCUCGCCGCCGCCGCGUCUCUGAGCCUCCUCCUUCUUGUGCCAGCUGCCGCCUCCAGGCCGUCUCCCCUGUUCUCCGCUUCCAUGGGUGGUGCCGGCAUGGCGGCCGGGAAGGAGGAGAAGGUGCGGCUGGGGUCCAGCCCGCCGAGCUGCCGCAACAAGUGCUACGAGUGCAGCCCCUGCGUCGCGGUGCAGGUGCCCUCCCUCUCCGUGCCGUCCGGCCCGGCCACCACCACGGCGCGCGCCGACGUGCCGCCGCCGCUCGUGACGCUCUCCGAGUACAAGCCGCUCUGGUGGAAGUGCCAGUGCCGCGACCGCCUCUACGAGCCCUGACGGAAAGACGCGCACGACGCGGCUCCGUUGGCCUGGACGACGACGACGAUCGACGCAGUGGCCGGUCGAUCUCUAUGGAUGGAUUAAGAGGAAGUUGGGUUGAAUUUCGAACUAGUGCUGUAAAAACUGUAGUUUUCCUGAGAGAAAUUU
Messenger RNA from Lolium perenne, 1155 nucleotides. RefSeq names its product EPIDERMAL PATTERNING FACTOR-like protein 1. Lineage: Eukaryota; Viridiplantae; Streptophyta; Magnoliopsida; Poales; Poaceae. Gene Ontology annotation, biological process: stomatal complex development; guard cell differentiation. The record is from RefSeq and is a predicted model, not a curated record.